Hippocampus comes (tiger tail seahorse) is the source of this 10686-nucleotide messenger RNA. RefSeq names its product transcription factor 20 (gene tcf20). Gene Ontology annotation, biological process: regulation of transcription by RNA polymerase II. Bases 2076 to 9335 code for a protein of 2419 amino acids. Lineage: Eukaryota; Metazoa; Chordata; Actinopteri; Syngnathiformes; Syngnathidae. The record is from RefSeq and is a predicted model, not a curated record. The transcript is spliced from 6 exons. Gene Ontology annotation, cellular component: nucleus.
AUUAUGUAUUGAAUGCCAGUACAGUUACAAUCAAUUUAUCGAUUAAUUUGCACGUUCUUACAUCAAAAUGCAGUAAAAGUUAAGGUCCAUUUUAAACAAAAGUGCAAUGCAGCUGUCAGAACAAUAUAUCUAUGUUCCAGCAGCCAUAAAGCCCAGUAACAUAAAAAAGGCCACUCUGCAGUCUUACAGAUACUCUGCAAAUCUAUUUUAUGUCUGCCAUUGUACACUGGUAACUAAUUCACUUUCACUGAAGCUGGGACAAGAACAAAGGGGCUGCAGUGUGGGAAAAACAUCGUCAUCAUAGAUGAGAACAAGACACCAAUAUUAGUCCAAUGUAUAUAUUUUUCAUGGUAGAAAUAGGUGAAAAUCUGAGCAAUAACAAAAGAGGUGGAGGGAUGUGAUGUGGAAGAGUGGAGAGGGGAGUGCAGGCAAAUGUGUGUGUUUUGUGUGCGCGUGUGUCAAGGCGGUCUUUCUGGUGCGAGAAAAAAAAACAGUCUCGGUGGGAAAGGAGCAUAUGAUGAAGGUAUGUAAAUGCACUUAAGGGACGGAAAGUGGCGUCGGGGGGCUUCGUAAGACCGCACGGAGGCUUCUGUGUUUGAUUUUUAGUUGAAGAUAGGUGCAGUCACCUCAGCGGUGUGUGAAAAGAGCGAGAGUGGGGGGCGGGGGUGUGUGGACCUCAUCACUGACGGGACCCACAGCCACCCUGAUUGUGCCCCGCUCUCUUCAUUUCUGGAGGUGAGGACAAAAGGGGAAUAAACGGGGCAAAUCAAGAGAGGCCCGGGAUCCGAUUGUCGUGACGACCCCCCCACCCUCCCCAGAAAUUGGUCGCCGGUGGUCGGGAUUUCCUGGACCCAAAACGGCUGAGGGAAAAAGCGGCGUAGCAUUUGACUCAAGACUGAGACUGGGAUUUCCUGCCACAACAGCGGGAUUGUCAAAAGGAGCCUUUCACUCUCAACUGGGCCUCGUAUUGGUACGUUUUCAGGUAUGUAUGUGUUGAAGGUGUUAGCUAACGUGCCCCGACCCACGUUAGCUCCUAAAAAACGCCGAGGUUUCUACGUGUCUGGCCAGCUGGAAAAUGAAUUCAUCUGCAUGGAGUUGCUGAGGGAAAAACGAGAGCUGGAGUUUGAAAGGAUUGAACUGGAAGUGGAAUAAAUGGAUUACCUUCCUUUUGGGAAAUACGUUGCUCUGGAGUUGGGUAGAAUUAAAUGAUGGCUGACAGACAAUAACAAAGGUAAGACGGCUAAAUGCUCAAGUACCAGGAGAGCGUCAAGAGGAAUCUAUGCCCGGAACUAAUGAAAUAAGAGGGACCAAAGACUGUUCUCGCCCAGAUGAAUGCAUGCAGUGAAAGAGACAAACAAAACAAAAAACAAACAUGAUAUGAAAUGAGAAUGAUCAAGAAAGGCAAGAGCUGAAGUGUCACCCUGCAUCCAAGAGUGGAUGAGAAUAUCAAUGGAGUUCUGGGAGGCGUGUUGUCAAAGUCUGUUUUCAGACCUUUUUGACGCAAAUCCUUCGAAACCUUUUUGGUCCACGUCCUGGCAAAAUUACACAUUUUAACAGAAGAAAAAGACAUCUUGCCAAAAUUCUGUCUCAAUGGAACAAAUAUUUUUUGCGCCAUUGCAGUUGUGUCUUUCCAUAAUCGGGCUCCUGAAAGAGCGAUGUUUACAGGAGAUGUUUUGCUACAGCAUCUGCAAGUGAGACUUUUAAUGUUGCCUUACAUAGUGAUGUGUUAGUCAUCCAGGAUAUCAUAUUCUUGAUGCCAAACCGCAGAGGAAUGACGACAAGUUUGAAACCCACCGCGAUGUCGGCCUUUGUAUGUGGAAUCAACCAUAUACCAAUGCCACAUUGAAGUGAGAACAUUUUUACUCUUUGAUAUGACUUUGAUCUGUUGGGUACUUAUAGCAUUCAGCUAUACAUUCCCAGGGCUCCAGUGAAUUGAAGCAAGCAUUUCAUUUUUUAAAAAGUUCUGCUGUCUUCUGCAUCCAUGAUUCCCGUUAUCAGCCCUUCAUUUAUACAUGGGUGGCAUUUCCCACGGACAUUAAUCGGUGUCGUCUUUCUUUAAGUUGAAAGGGACAAAGAUGCAGAAUUUUUCCAAUAGCCCCACCCCCCAUUCUCUGGCCCCUGGCUUUAGCAUGAGGGGUGGAGGUGCACCUCCGUAUCCCCCCCAAACUGCAGACCCUCAGGUCUCCCCGAGGAUGACGGAAGAUUAUGCGGCAAUGCAACAGCAGAGCCUACACAGAGGCCAGCUCCAGUCCAAUCAAGCCAGCCACAUGCUCGCUUACAAUGCUCGAAACAGAGCCAUUGUAGAGGCACCGCCCACACAGGGUAACCUUCACAGCGGCAGUAACAACCCUUACAGGAAGGACACAAUGGAUUAUUAUUUUUCAUUGGGCGGGAAGGACAAAAACAGAAGAGGGGGCCUAGUCUAUGGAACAGGAUUUGGUUACCCGAAUAUUGAUGGACACAUACCUCCCCAGUACAGACAUUCUGGUGCAGGAUCUGUAUUAUCAUCUGGCAUCAUGUCACAAUAUUCAAUAGAUUAUGGGCCCGGCACUGGAUCAGGUGGAGGAUCUGGAGCUUUCUCUCCUCAUCAAUACAAUAUGAGUCAGAACGCUGCAUUGCAGGCCUUGCCAUCUUCUCAGAGCCGCCAACAUGGACAAACAUUCUCCCCCGUCCACCAUGGGCAGCAGCAUCGGAGUUAUCCGAGCUCUGGGCAUAGAAUGACCCCUCAAUACCCACAAUACUCUCCACAGGCUGGAGCGCCCACAGGGUCAUCGGGAAUGUAUAGCCCACCUCCGCAGAGAUAUGCUGAUGGCACUGCUAGCACGGGUUUUGAUCCCAAAGUCAACAGUUCUCACAGUGUCAACUCAAGUGCAAACUCCGCCUCUGGUUUAUCUGCUGCUAACAAUAUGGGGCCCGUCGAGCAGCGCUACCAUGCAUCAAACUAUGCUGGAUAUAUUCCGCAGACGCAAACACUUAACAAGGACGGCACACUGCAGCACUGCAACACACAGCACAAUUUAGGUGUGGGCUAUGACAACCCUCUUAAGAUGCAGCACCAGGGCCCAACCCGCGGCUCUGUAUAUGCUAAACAUCCCCAGGCCUCCACGCCCAGUAUACCUCCUGCAACAUCUCAAGAACUCGCCAAAUCCCCGUUGCAUCCUCAACAAAGUCAGAUGAACCAAAACCUCAGCCCAAUUUCCAACCCGUCCCCAGCUGCCUCUGCAGUACAUUCCCCCAGCUGUAGCUCCACCCCUUCCCCUUUGAUGGGUGUUUCAGAAACCUACGUGAACCCCUCUGUUCCUUCCCACCCGUCAUCUACUGUCCAUAGCAGCAGUCACGGUCAUAGAUUAAUACAGGCUGCGUCACAGUUAAGUCCAACACCCAACUCAAACAGUAGCAUCAGUAGUUGUGGUAGCAGCGGCAGUCACAAAGGUCAUAACAUCAGUACUGCUAGAGUAAACAGUGUGCCACCAACAAGCUGCAACAAAACUGGUCUAGGUUCAGGGCUCGUGCCCCGAGAGGAAGGUCCCUCUCCCUCCGUUUAUUCAUCUCCCCCAGUUGGGAAAAUGCAGGAUACUGGAGUAAAUAGUCUUAAUGCCUUGAGCUCCCAGGUCGCAAAUUUACCGAACACCAUUCAACACAUGCUCCGCACCGACAAUGUGCUCUCACAGAAGAAGGGCAAAGAUGGUGGGCAGGUGCAACAAGCAACACACGGUGUUCCGCCAUUGCCACCGAGGAGUAGAAAUGCAAGUGCAGCCUCAAGCACCGGCACAGUUAAAGAUGGAACUGUUGUAGGACUUGCCGAAGGUCCCUGUUUAGAAAGUGUUGCCGAUGAAGACUCCUCCUAUGUGUCCGCAGAGACCAAGAUAGAGCAAGAGGAUCACUUGAUAGAGGGCGGGCAUACGAGAAUGAGGCAGACGAGUGGUGCAAGCAGUGCAUCUGAACCAAUUUUUUAUCAUCCUCCUCACAGUCAAACCCAGCCACAACCUGGACAAGCAUUAAAUGCCAAAACCUUCACUUACAAGUCACCACCAAAAGUAAUAGUCUCAAAAGGAAAUGUUUGCCCCGCUUCUGCGUUAGCAUCUCCAUCUGAGUGUCACUCGUCAGAUGCUGACCCAAAUUCACAUUCAAAACCUCCUGUUUCCUCAUCCACCUCCUGUAUUAUUACUCCCCCCCAACCAAACCGUGUCUCACAUCCUAGUUUACUAAAUAAUAACUCAAAAGGCAGCCAUAAAAAGACUGCAGAAAUAAUCAAAAACGAACAGAUCAAAAUCGAAAAUGAAGAUGGGGUUGAGAAAAUGGAGAAAGGCAAUAGCCAAAUACUUCGAGAUGGAGAAAUCAGCACAAAGCACGGACAGGACAAAGAAAACAUGUUGCAUACUGCUUCCGCAGCACAUGACGAGAGUGAUCAAAAACCCAUUUCUGAGGAGCAGCUAAGUGUUGGCGUGAUCGUUUCGGCUCGUUCCGAGGGAAGUCAGGUAGAAAAGAGCAAGCAACCCCAAGACCUCUGUUUGAAGGAGAAACCCUCACAAUCCUAUUUGAAAGAGUCGUCGAGUAAUAACGGAGAGGAAGGUAUCGACCUAAGUAGAUAUUCAUCUCAGCACCCAAAAUCAAAUAUGGAGCAGGCCCACAAUCUCAACCAAUUUGGAUCACAUAAGUAUGGCUUUGGAGACUCAUCGUAUGGCUCUGAUUUGUCCCUGGUGAAGAAAGGAAGGACGAGGCCAGCAGGUGUGAUGGAAUCAAGUUCCAGAAACUAUCCGCAAACGCAUUCCGGUUAUGGUCCCGAGCAUUCAAAGGAACUGAGUUCUCUCGCCGAGUCAUUCGGAAAGAGAGGCCAAGCCAUCGGACCAAAAGGGCAAGAGGACAUUUCUCAAAUCCAACAAUUCCCGAGCCUUUUACAAGAGGUUCUUCAGGGCUAUAAUUUAGAUAGACGUUAUGGAAGACCAGAACAGGCAUUUCCUGCACAUCUCCAAGUUCAACAACCAUUUCAAACAAGAUACGCUUAUGGUAUGACCGAAAACAUGAGGAUGAUGGAAGGUGGAGCCAGUGACAAUUUGGCCCUAAUGGGCACUGCUGGAAAGCCCCAACAUCCCAAUCAUCGACUUGGAAGUAAAAACAAUUUUGCCACAGGUCUUCAAUCCUCCAUUAAGAUGGACGUUUCCAAUCCCAAGCUUUUGCAAAAUACUGCCAAAAAAGAAGCAGAUUUCUCUGAGGAUCAUUUACCAGCAGCCUCAGACGCACAGCCAAUCCAACCGAAACACAUCAAUUUAGCCGACUAUUCUCUUCCACAAAGAAAAACAUUGCCCAGUAAGUCCACUUCAUCAUCUGCUGUACAGGAGCUGCUUUUGCAAGAGCCCGAGCCACUGAAAGGGUGCACCGUUCAAGGAGAAUCUCAGAAAUCUGAACGUCGCUCUGUCAUCUGUGAUGUGUCACCAAAUACACGGAGCACACCAGAGAAGGACAGGGACAGUAACAGAGAGCGAGAGAAGAAUCAGAACGCGGCCUCUGUCAUUCAGCAGCCGUUUUCCUCCCCAGCAUCAGCCAAUGAUAUGAGUAAAAAGGACCUUUUAGAGAAAAAAGUGGUCAAAAUUGAAACGGUAUCCAAAGAGAUCGGCCCAAAUCCCGAUUUUCAUGGCAGCGGUGGAACUCAUGACAGUGAUAUGGAAUAUUCUUCAAAAUCGACACAUUCAUCCAUUGUGCUAAACGCUGACCCCUACAGACACCUGCCGCCCCAAUCUCUGAGCGCAAAUCCUUUAUCAUCACCAUCAAGACAUCAGUCGUAUCUUCAUGGUGCGGAUUUAGCAACAAGCAAUGCCAACAGUUUCCCAGGCUAUCGCUUUGGAGACACCAGAGAAAGCAAUGUGCCUCACGGCCACUCUCAUUUUCCUUCCCACCAUCCAUACCACAAUUUAUCGCCGCCGGCUCAAAUUACAAACAAGCUUCAAAUGUAUCCUCACCCUCGCGGGCCUUUCCAGCAUUCUCAUGAAAUAAACGAUUGGGUGAAAGCAAUGAACAGGUCCGCCAAGGAUAUGAUGAUGAUUCCAGUUUCUUCCCCAGGAAGGCAUAAAGUUAGCCACCCAGAGCACAGACAGAGGAUGAUCCCUCAAGCAGACAUUCACAGUGAUCAACAUGCAAGCAAAACACUGCUGCAUCACCAAGGCGGAUAUUAUGACAUGAAAAUGUGGGAGUCGACACCCCCGGGCAGAGAUGGCGUUAGAAUAGUUGAUGCCGAUUCUUGCUACAGGACACAGGCACUUCCGCCGCCGUCAUCUGUUCCUGCAGUUUCACAGGUUCCACCGAAGGCUCAUGGCCCGAACACAACUGAACUUGAGGAAACCAAACGUCCCUGCUUUCCUCCUUCGUGCAACUCUACUAAACCUCAGACUGACGUAACUCCUGCUCAACCACAGGUGCAGCGUCAAACUAAGUCUGGUGGUCCUGGAGAGACAAAUCCUCUUAUAUUGAGAAGGAGAGUGCGUUCUUUUAUCUCUCCUAUUCCUGCCAAACGACUAAUGCAGGAUGCGUCUCAGCAGAGGGCUGCCGCAAAUUCACACCCUACUGGAGCGCACUCGGAGUCAAACCAUCGCAAUGAAGACGAAUCGUCAUCUUCUGAUAUUCCACAUCUCUCUUCCCCUUUGCCUGGCGAUAAUAUCUUUCCCAAAUCUCUCUCUCCAUUAAGUGGAAGUACAAAGGCCUUGCCUCCAAAGAAAGGACGCGGUUUGAAACUGGAGGCAAUUGUUCAGAAAAUAUCACCAAGUGUUGGAAAGCCUCCAGGCAUCGGUGAUGAUGGAACAAAUCAUUACCCGGGCUUUACUAAUGCCACAAUGCCACCGUUUAGUGCGUCACAGGACCAAGACAUGACCCAUUUUCCCAGAGUUGCCGGAGGGGAUGAUGGUUACAUUGACGACACUCACUCGUUAAAUGACAUGAUGUCCUUCAGAGGUGUAGAUGAGACUGGCCCGUUGCCACUGUCUGGCUACCCGUGUGAUCCACAAACCCGCAAGCAAAAAGAUUUUGACUUUGGCUUAGGAGGUGCUGUGGUAUCAGCAUCCGGUGACAAGGAAGACUUUGCACUGCUCGGGCCUUUACCCCCUCCUCCACCCCUCCCUCGCCCGGUUCAGGGUUCUCCUCCUCCAUCUUCAUCUGCCCUGUCAGACAUUCAGCAUUUCACCAAUACUUACCAGCAGCUUGAGACAAGAAGAGGAGAGCAGUCCGCUGCCAACCUUCUUCGACAGAAACUUCAAGAAUCUGGCAUGGGAUUUGAUGACUAUGCUGGUAGUGACUACUACGGCGCGACCUCACCACAUCAUAGCCAGUCUCAAGGACAUGUUCUGAGCAGACAUCAAAUGUCCUCUCCUCGGCCAAAUCUGUCCAUACAAGAUUGUAAGGCUUCAGAUAGCGCUGUGCCUAAAGGCUAUUUUCCAUCUGGCAAGAAGAAGGGCAGACCCGUUGGAAGUGUGAAUAAACAAAAGCGUCUCCCAACCCAAGCCCAAACACCGAUCCAGUCUCAAGUCCCAGCUCAAACCAUGAAUCAGAAUUCUUCUCAACCGCCACCAACUCCCGUUUCAGCCGCCCUUAUAGUACCGGACAUAGUUCAAACUGCAACCAGCACAGCCACCUGCAUCUUGGAAAACAAAAGCACUCCUCCUCUGACGCCGCCCACUUUAACCCAGAUGGUAAAAGUGGAUGUUGAGAAUCAAUUGAGUCAGCCUGAGAUUGAAGUGAAACCUGCGAGACGGCGGCGCAAAGGUUUGAAAGAUGAAGGCGGCUCGCCGGAAAGAAGAGGCCGUCAAAGAAUAAGGAGAGCAGGGGCACCGUCAUCACAAUCAGCGGCUAAAGAUAACCCAGAAAUGCUGCUGGGGGCAAAAGGAGCCAACAGCAUCAAUAGAGCAUUCCUGGAUCCAAAUCUCAAAGGCCUGUUUGUGCCACACAUUCACGUGGAGAACAAAAUACCCGAGAUUGGGUCGGUGUGCACCAUUGUAAAUGCUGAGGACGACAAGUUAAAAGGCGAGCGUAGUGCAAAUGGAGGGAAAACGGGUGUCGGCGCUAUUGAUUCUCUACCACCCUCAACUCUUUACUCACAGUCAUCAAAGAGAGAAUCAGAGCUGAGGGAGACGGACCAGGUGGAGACGACACUUCAGUCGGGAAAAGCGCUUCCUUCUUCUGACUACGUUGUUUCCGGACCUGCUGUUACAGAAACUAAACACUCUGGGCGUCAGCUGUGCUGUCUGUGUCAAAAAUGGGCCAAUUACAAGCACCUCGGAGAUCUUUAUGGGCCAUACUAUCCUGCAGAAUAUGCUGCCAAGCUCCCCAAAAACCAGCCCCAGCUUCGACAAUGUCACACCACCACAGGUGCAACCAAAACGGCACCAAACCCACAAAUCGGCUCAAACGCUUUGGACACUUUGCAGAACUUGCAAAAACAACAUGUUCCGUUCUCCAGACCCGUGGCUACAAGUAACUGCACCGUAAACUUGGAUUUAAAUCUUAAAUCUCUUUCCGCCGCAGUAAGUGCUCCUCCCUUAACUUUUAGAGAGGAUGUGAUUGGCGAGUCCAGCGCCAUUGCCUCUUCUUAUACCGCCAAUAAAACGCCAUCUUUAUCCUGGGACGUGAACUUUGAUAUCAUACCUAUUCCAGAGCUAAAAAGAGAGCCGGACUUUGACACGUCGCAGCAGCAGCAGCAGCAGCUGCAGCUGCCAAAACAGCCACAGGAGCAGCCAGCAGAGGAAGCCCAGCAACGACCGCAACACCGAAAGCUGACCUCACAUCCACGCUUUAAACGGAGGCACAAAUCGAGCGAGGACUCCCCCAGAAUGGUGCCGUCCAACAGUAAGGCCUCUCUGCCCUUUCAACCUCCGCCGCCGGCUUUGGACUCCCUGGGACCGUUGGCGCAACUUGCCCAGUUGCCUCAGAUGCCCAUGGACCCAGAGGAGUUGUGGGUUCAUGAAGGAUGCAUCGUGUGGACCAGUGGAGUAUAUCUUGUCAAUGGGAGGCUGUACGGCCUGCAGGAGGCACUAGAUGGUGCCAGAGAAACAAGCUGUUCAUACUGUGAGAUGGUUGGCUCCACCCUGGGCUGCUACAGUAAAGGCUGUAUCCGUCGAUAUCACUAUCUUUGUGCCAUUGAAACAGAUUGUUCUCUCAAUGAAGAUAACUUCUCAUUGCGGUGUCCAAAGCACAAGGUAACCCAGAACUUCCGGCCCGCCAAAUCCAUGUACCUGGAGCAGUCUGAGAGAGGGUUUGGACAAGAGGUCGGCUCUGAGAUGCGACUCGGCGUGAAGACGACUUGCGCAGGGCCGGGCACCAAAAGGGAAUGUACAAUUUCACCAGGAAUCUGAAUCAUUUCCAUUCAAGACAUUACAGAAAAGAGGCCGCUAUUAUUGCUCUUUGACUUCAAAGCAGAAAAAGACCCAAACACGCAGAUUAGACGAACAAAGCGGAAGGAAAAAGACCUUAAAAAGAAAACACGGAGAUCGAAGUGGAAUCGAGUGACAGGGGAACAAAGGAACGUUUCAGUCAAGAACAAAAGAAGCAAAUUUCUUCUCUGGGCUCACUUUGGUUUUCUUGAAACACCCCCCUAAGUGUUCAAUUCUUGCUCAUCAUCACCUAUUUUAACAUGUACCUUUUUUUUAGUCUGGAUAUUCUUUUGAUUGUUUUAAAGGAGGCCUGUUGGGAGAAAACAGGAUGUCAACCUGAGAAAAGAGUGAUUGGGAGGUUCUCUCGCAAAUAGUAUUUUAUCUCAUGAUAUCAAAAUGAAGUCAUAUUUUAGCCCUCAUUAUUAUUUUUGUAUCCUCAUCAGUAUUUACCCGUAAUGAUAAAAUGGAUGUAUUUCACUUUAUAUUUCGUCAAAACGUUAAUUGUCUGCAUUUUUCCCCUCCCUUCUUUCUUUCGUUCCUGGAGAGAGAGAGAGGAGCCAAAUUGAUGUCCUGGAAUGUCAGGGUCAAGUUUGCCACAAAGACAUUUAUUGCCUUGGAGAACGGACAUUUGUUGCCUUUCAAUGGAGUGUAAGUGUGUGCGUGUGAGUGUGAGCGAAUGGGUAAGAGAAAGAAAGUGCUAUACCAUUCUGGUCCUUUUUGAAAAGUGUUCUUAUUUUUCAUCAUGAGCUUUUUACGGUACAGCGAGUAUUCCUGAAAAAUCAGAUGGACACAGUCUUAUUUUUGGAGCAUAAAUGUUCCUCACGUGCGCGGAGAAGGUAAAGCGAUGGACCAACGUCCAGGCUAUCUUUGACCAUGCGGAGCGGACUAAGAUCGAAGAUGAAGGACAUUGAGCGGUGCCCAGCAUUGCGCAAGCGCAUGGUGGGCACUACGUAGGAAUUGUGACGAGCGGGCGUCAGUCACGCCUUCGGUAACACUUUGGGGAAUAAGACAACACGAAUAUUGAGGAUGUUGUGGACGGCUGCGAUUGGCCACUUGGCCGCACAGGCCAACGGGGACCAAGCUUCACUAAGUAGUUUUUCCAGCGCUGGCACAGCGGGAGAUCCAAAAUCCAUUCAAAAGAGACAUUGCCAUCCGAUUUCAAACUGUAAGUUGUACAUGGUGUUGUCUUGAUCAUUUUUUAUUGUUAUUCUUGUACGAGGAAAAAAAAAAAGAAUCAAGCUAGAAGACAGCAGUAACACUAUCAGAACCAUGUUGUAUCACAAAAGUUGUCAAUAUGUAUAUGAAUUAUGAAUACACUUGUUAAAUGCUUCAA